Molecule: messenger RNA, 586 nt
Organism: Anopheles merus
Lineage: Eukaryota; Metazoa; Arthropoda; Insecta; Diptera; Culicidae
Exons: 1
Coding region: 130-477 (115 amino acids)
Source: RefSeq, a predicted model, not a curated record
CGUUCGCUUUGACAGCGCAAAGUAAACACAGGCACAAAAGAGAAAUCUUACAAAUCAUAACAACGUACCCAAGUUCUGUGAUAAAUUUGUCCUGCGCUCGCGAAACGUAGAGCGUGAAUAGAUAAAACAAUGUUUCGUAAAGCCAAACAAACCAUUGCUCCUCUCCCGAAACCACCGACCGAAGCACAGAUGCUGGAAGAUUUGCAGCUGUUCCACGAAACGAGAUCAACAGUAUCGCAACCUGCCAGCAAAGAGAACCUACCAUCCCUCACGGAGGAGUCAACCAUGGACGAAUGGUGGAAGGUGUACGAUGCCUCGGUGCAGCAACACGAGCAGUUCUUUGACCAAAAGACGAAUGCACUGGAGCUGAAACAGUCGCUGCAGGAAAUGCGAAGUGAAUUGCAAGCAGUGUGCGAUAAAUUAAUGGCCGAAAUCGAGCAAGAUCUGGGACGGCUAGCUGCCACGAUGUCGGAAUAGAUUGCUGCCUUUGGAAUGGUUUGAAUGGAUGGCUAAAAUUUUGAAUUAAAAUAUCUACUGUGAUGAGCGUAACGGAAUAAAACUACUACGGUUUAAUUGUAAUCCUGAA